This is a messenger RNA of Didymodactylos carnosus, 1620 nucleotides long. Lineage: Eukaryota; Metazoa; Rotifera; Eurotatoria; Philodinida; Philodinidae. The record is from the annotation of a GenBank genome assembly.
AUGACACACAUAGCCAAACAAAAACUAGGUCAAUUACUCAUUCAAUAUCCCAAACCAGCUGGUCUGACAAUGGGCUAUGGCACAUCUGGAUUUCGUGCACGUUCAGAUAUUUUGCCGUGGAUCAUGGUCCGUAUGGGUUUAUUAGCAUCGCUUCGAGCAAAAGUAAAAAAAGCUUGUGUUGGAGUAAUGAUUACAGCAUCUCAUAAUCCAGAAUGUGAUAAUGGAGUAAAAUUAAUUGAUCCUAUGGGAGAAAUGCUUGAUCAAUCAUGGGAAGUUUAUGCCAAUAAUCUGGCUACAUUUGAUGAUAAUAUUGACGAACUUUGGGAAUAUAUUGAAUUACUGAUGAAUCAAUUAAACGUACAACCUCAAGACGAGGCAGUUAUUGCUCUGGCACAUGAUACAAGACAAAGCAGUAUACCACUUGCAUACGUUAUUAGACAAUCAGCUCAAGUGCUACACUCCAUCAUUCUCGAUUUUGAUUUGAUGACAACACCCCAGUUACAUUAUGUUGUUCGAUGUUACAAUGAUGAUUGUUCGUAUGGUCAUUAUACGGAAGCGGGCUACUUUGAUAAAUUGUGUACUGCAUUUCAAAAUUUAAUUGAGAUGUCACCUGGAGCACAACGUCCAGAACAAGUUAUUGUCGAUGCAGCUAAUGGAGUGGGUGCUGUUAAAUUGCAGUAUGUGGCUGCACGUUUAUCAAAAUUAAUUCAUAUUGAUGUUUUGAAUGAUGGAACUCAAGGUCAUUUGAAUGAUUGUUGUGGCGCUGAUUAUGUGAAAUUAUUACAAAAGCCACCUGCUGGCAUCGAAUUAAGACCAUCUCUAAAAUAUUGUUCGAUUGAUGGCGAUGCUGAUCGUUUGGUUUAUUUUUUUAUUAACUCAAAAAAGCAAUUUUGUAUGUUAGAUGGUGAUCGUUUUUCUGUUUUAUAUGCAUCAUUUCUCCAUACAAAACUCCAACAAGCCAAACUGAAUGAUGUUAAAAUUGGUGUAAUACAAACAGCGUACGCCAAUGGAAGUUCAACGGAUUAUUUAAUUAAUACAAUGCAUGUACCUGUGGCAUGUGUGCCGACAGGUGUCAAAUUUCUACAUCAUAAAGCACAAGAUUACGAUAUUGGUAUCUAUUUUGAAGCAAAUGGUCAUGGAACAGUAUUGUUUAGUGAUGAUAUAAAAAAUAAAAUCAAGACAGCUGUUGAUGAUCAAAGCCGAACAGCUGAAGAACGUUUAGCUGCAAAUCAACUUCGUGCAUUUAUAAAUAUAAUUAAUGAGACAGUUGGUGAUGCUAUUGCAGAUUUAUUAGCAACAGAAGCAAUCUUUGCUAUAAUGCAUUUGACUAUUGAACAGUGGUUACAAUUAUACACGGAUAUACCACAGCGACAAUUGAAAGUAUCCGUCCGUGAUCGCACAAUGAUUCAGACAACCGAUGCUGAAAGAUGUUGUACAGCACCAGCUUACUUGCAAGAUAGAAUCGACCAAAUUGUUUCAAAAUACCAAAGAGGAAGAUCGUUUGUCAGACCAUCUGGUACAGAAGAUGUCGUUCGAGUCUAUGCCGAAGCGCAUACACAAGCUGAUGCUGACAAAUUAGCGAAUGAAGUUCGUUUAGCUGUUGAAGAGUUUACUAGAUAA